This is a messenger RNA of Oncorhynchus nerka (sockeye salmon), 4091 nucleotides long. RefSeq names its product myeloid zinc finger 1-like. Bases 2357 to 3586 code for a protein of 409 amino acids. Gene Ontology annotation, cellular component: nucleus. Lineage: Eukaryota; Metazoa; Chordata; Actinopteri; Salmoniformes; Salmonidae. Gene Ontology annotation, biological process: regulation of transcription by RNA polymerase II. The transcript is spliced from 2 exons. Gene Ontology annotation, molecular function: RNA polymerase II cis-regulatory region sequence-specific DNA binding; DNA-binding transcription factor activity, RNA polymerase II-specific. The record is from RefSeq and is a predicted model, not a curated record.
AGAAUAAACUAUUUUACUAGCAGUUUCUAAACAUUUAGCUAAGCGACAUUAUGACAAAUAUACAACGGUUAUGGCUUUCUGUCGUAUUAGUAAAUUAUGUACAUGCGCGAUAAUAGUAGUUUACAACUUUACUACUUUUCCGCGCAGUUCCACGCAAUUUGGAUGUUGUUAGAAGACCCCGCCCUCUCUCGGCAGCCUCAGCAAGACCUGGAGAAAGUGCGUUUUCUAUAAUUCACAACUAGUCCACUUGAAGCCAGAACCAUGUGUCUCACCCAAAUAUUUACAUAUACACUAGAAUACUGAUUGGGGGCACUGUGUUCAAGCCAACGUGCGUGCCUCCCUUUUCGCACUUCCUCACCAUUGUAAAACAUAUUAUUAACGUCUACAUUCGUUUUUAUAUUACAGACACCUUAAUGCAUAAUUGUAAAUUAUUUUAUAUGAGCACAUUUUUUAUUGAUUACUAAUGUUAAUGUCCCCACUACAACAACAAAAAUACACUGAACAAAAAUAUAAACGCAACAUUUAAAGUGUUGGUCCCAUGUUUCAUGAGCUGAAAAAAGAUCCCAGAAAUGUUCUAAAUGCACAAAAAACGUAUUUCUCUCAAAUGUAUGCACAAAUUUGUUUGCAUCCCAGUUAGUGAGCAUUUAUCAUUUGCCAAGAUAAUCCAUCCACCUGACCGGUGUGGCAUAUCAAGAAGCUGAUUAAACAGCAUAAUCUUUACACAGGUGCACCUUGUGCUGGGGACAAUAAGGCCUCUAAAAUGUGCGGUGUUGUCACACAACACAAUGCCACAAAUGUCUCAAGUUGAGGGAGCGUACAAUUUGCAUCCUGACUGCAAGGAUGUCCACCAGAACUGUUGCCAGAUAAUUUAAUGUUCAUUUCUCUACCAUAAGCCACCUCUAACGUCAUUUUAGAGAAUUUGGCAGUACCUCCAACUGGCCUUACAACCGCAGACCAUGUUUAUGGAGUCCUGUGGGCGAGCGCUUUGCUGCCCCCGUGGUGGUGGGGUUGUGGUAUGGGUAGGCAUAAGCUACGGACAACAAACACAAUUGCAAGGUUUAUGUGACCAACAGAUGGAUAUCUGUAUUCCUAGUCAUGUGAAAUCCAUAGAUUAGAGCCUAAUCAAUUGACUGAUUUCCUCAUAUGAACUGUAACUCUAUAAAAUCUUUGAAAUUGUUGCAUGUUUUGUUUAUUUUUUUGUUCAGUAUACAUGUCAUUUUGUCCUUGAAACAUUUAAUUGAAAUACUGUACUGAGUUCCAUUCAUUCCGAUGGAGGACCACUCCUUCUGAGAGUGACAAUAUGGCCGACCGGUGUCUUCAAAGCCUCUCAUUGGACAAUACAUUUAAUCAGCAGUCCAGGGUUUAUAUCAGUGUUGUAGUACUACACAUUGAGUGUCUUGGUCUUGUCUAGUUGUCAGAUACAUUUUUACCUGGUCUGGACAAUGAGGACUUGUAAUUUCAGACCAGCGGAGUAAAAAGACCACCAUUAACAGUUUCCAUUCAGUCAGCGCAUAAAAACGCUUUGCCAGGCCAAAUAUAUACACUCCUUUUUUGAAACAAUAUCUUGUUGCCUAUUGAAACCUGGGAUUCCUACUUUACUUGUAACAUUACUGUACUUUACUUGCAUUGAAAAAUAUCCUCAAAGUUUGUCUGGAUUUCCUUGACUCUGGUCGGGAAGAGUGGGGUAAAUUGUUGACUAAGUUGCAUGCUUACUAUUAGUAAGGGGAGACAGGGAGAAAUUCUAAUAAUCUUUAUAUCUAUAGUAGACAUGUUUGCGCAGUGGCGAACCUAUUGGACCCCUAGGCCUUCAGUGUGUGACAGGCUGGUGAUGCUGAAAGGACAACAACCGUAAUACCAGGAGAGUGCACUUUUGUCAAACACAAAGGGCCAAUGAUGUAGUGGAGGCUAUAUGCAGGUAUACGCCCUAUACCAACUUUGUCCCUUAGGAAAAAUGAUUGCAGUCAGAGUGCAGUAUAACUGCAGUUAUUCUGCAAUUACUGUGUCCAAAAUACCACAGUUGACCGCAGUUUCAAAAUUGCAAUCAUUUUGUAAGGGGUUUUCAGUGGGCAUUGCCUAAACUCACUUCUUAAUCCCUUUGGUUGCAUAUCAAAGUAGUGUACUGGAGGUAUACAGCGUAUUAAUUAUGUAGUACAAUAGAGUAAUCAUGCACAAAAUUGCCUACACAAUCGCAAAGCACGUGAAAUGCAUGCACAUGCGCGCAUUACACAUAUCCUAGUUUCAGCAGAAUAUAAUCAGCAGGCAGCAAGAGCGCGCAGCUCCCAACUCGUUUUUGCAUGGAGCAGCUCACAGAAGAAUUACAUUGGUAGCCGGUAGGGUAGGAAAGACAUUUAAAUUAAUGAUAUCUAGCAGUAAGUGCUCACUAAGGCAACAAUGGGUAUGCAAACCAGUGGUGAUGGCCUGGGAGAUGGACAGCUCACACGGACCAGGGUCACCCCAAAGAGUUCUGCCCAAAACGGAACAUUCCGAGGUCGAACUGGUCUCCAGAGGUCAGGAAUCCCUCCCUACCUCAUGUGUCAAACAGGAGCGUACAGAAUUAUUUGUUACGAACCCUGAGCCUCCGAGGCCAACGCACAUCAAAGAGGAGGAGUAUGAGACCACAGUCACGCCCCUUUUAUUACUUACCAAAGAGGAGAGUGAAGACAAGGAGAUUCCUGACUCUAAACCAAUGACACUUGAGCUUCACGACCCAGCCAGCCAAUCAUGUACAGCCCGAGAGGAGGAGAAAGCCGAGAUGAAGAAGUCCGGAGGAGUGUUCCAUCCAAAGAAUUCCUGUCUCCCUAAGCUUCAGGCCUCCUCUCAGCCCUCGGCAGCUGCAGGCUCCAGUCCUGUGAGUAGGGAGGAAGAUGAGACGGAACCGGAGGUACAGGAGGACCAGGGCCCUGGAGACUGGCUAGCCCCCGUGGAGGACGACGAGGCCCUGGGUGAGUCCCAGCGUCGACGGGGCUUUGAAUCCGCCAGCCGCUCCCUUUCUUCCAUCCUGGGCUCCGACUCAGAGUCAGACGACAAGGAGGGUGAAGAGGACCCCACCUGGGCCCCUGCCGACCCCCAGACCCUUCAGGACGACCCAGAUGCUGACAUCCCCGCUCUUCGAGAGGCGUCCCCACUGUGGCACAGGAAAAGAACAUCAUCGUCACGAAGUCGAGGCAAAAGAGUUCGAGAGGGAGGUAGAGGUGGUGUCUCCUUGUUUCCAGAACCCAAAAAGAAGCCCAAAAACUUUUCCUGCCAGGAGUGCGGGAAGGCCUUCAUAUCCCGCCGUGACCGGGAGAGGCACAUUCGCACUCAUAGCGGGGAGAAGCCGUUUCCCUGCCCCAGAUGUGACAAACGCUUCAACGACAGUGGGAACAUGCGUAAACACAUGCUGAUCCACUCGGGGGAAAGGCCCCACCUCUGUCCAGACUGCGGCAGGGGGUUCUCAGAGAGGGGGAAUCUCAGCAGGCACAGGGCCCACAUCCACGGCAGUAUGCCCAAGUCCGAAUGUGAAGACUGUGGGAAGACCUACAUAGAGAAAGGAGGUCUGGACCGCCACAUCAGAUCUGGAGCCUGCUCUGCAACAAGAAAAACAUGACAUUUAUAAAUGAAAAAGGUUCCUACAAUUACAGUCCCGUUUCAGCAAGUACUGCCUCCAGCGAUCAAACUAUCAAAUAUGGAUGGCGACUUAAUGGCCGGUGACUAGAGAGCUCGCUGGGAGAGUUCGGUGAUUCCUUACUGAAGGUAUUUUUCGCAGGAUUAGGGGGUAGGAAGUUUCAUGAUUCGAGAGAAAAUAAUGACAUUAUGAAAAACAGUGCGUAUGAACUGAGAAGCUGUGUAGAAAAAUCAAUAUAAUAGAUGAAGAGAUGAUCUAGUCUAUAUUUGUAUUUUGCUUCCUAUCAAUGCCUAAAAAAUAUAUAUAUUUUCAGUCAUUUUAUUUUCGCAAGACUCAGUUAAAUGACAAAUGGAAAUGGAUAACUGAAUUUAAAGUUUGUUCUCCCUUAGAGAGCUUUCUCCGUGAGUGCCUUUAUGAGUGAGAGAAGUGCUUUGUGAAUGUGAUGAUCUGUACUUCACUGUUAAAGUAAACAAUCAUGGAUUAAGAA